AGUAUGUACUGACCGCUAUACUGCUAGGCGAAGAAAUACUCCGAAUUCAUUGCAUCGCCUAGUACUAGCCAAAUCACGGGUGGCCGGGUAGCGAUGGAAGCCCAUGUACUCCCCUUGGCCAAUGUGUAGAUGCUAAUUUCAGACGAAGGCAUAGAAAAGAGAGCCUAUGCCGUCUCUUACAAUGCCUCUUUUUCCUCUUUCACUCCCAUCAAGCUUCGGCCAAGAUAGUCACUCUUUUGUGCUUUCGGCAUCAUCAUUCUUUUUUGGAAUAUUUACUAUUCCAGUCCAUUCUUUAAGCAGUUGCUGUUUUUUGCGAAGUUUGAUAAAAAAUGCGUUUCUCUACCCACGGCUCCGCGGCCGUGGCCAUGGCGGCCCUCGCCAGCGCCACUGCCCCGGUCUCUGAGCGCCAUCUCCUUGACCUCGACGUUUCCAAGGACCUGAGCCAGCCCAUCUCUGCUAACGUCGAUUUGGGUGUGGACUUGAGCGGUACUACUCUCGUCGCCGGUGUUGUUGCCGGUGUGGCCGUUCCCCCUCUAGUUGGUGUUGGUGCCGAUGUCGAGGUUGCUGUUGUUUGUGACACUUGCUACACCAAGGGUAACAUUAACGCCAGCAUCUCCCUGGACAACGUUGUCCCUGCUCUCAGCCUGACUCUCAAGGACAUCGAGGCCAAGCUCGACCUCGACAUCAGCAUUGGCGCUGCCGCCGUCAUCGCUGUUAACCUGUUCACCCCUCCCGCCCCUAUCUCUCUCCCCCUCCCUGGUCUUAAGGUUGAUGCUCUUAUCUCCCUUGACCUUGUCCUCGGUGUUGAUACUGCUAUCGACCUGUCCGCUGGUAUCGACCUGAAGCUCGUGGAGGAUGCUACGAUCGAGACCGACAUCUUGGCCGGAAAGAUCCUGGAUGCUGCUUUCUCUGGACUGUCCGUCCAGGUCCUACCCAUUGAGGUCCGAAUCGGCUGCACCAAGCUGUUGGCUGAUCUCCGUCUCCGUGUUGAACUUGGUGUUGCUGCCGAAGUCGACAUUGACGACAUCAUCCCCAUCCUUGACCUCCCUGAGAUCGGUGCCGGUCUCGAGGUUGCCGUCUUCGCCAACUUGCUUGAGUACGUCGGUUUCUUCUGCGCUACCCCGUCGUGCCCUCUCUCCAAGGAGUCGUAUGGCCUGAACGUUGGUGCUGCUGUGGAGCUCGAUGUGUCUGUGGAGGACCUCCUUUCCAUCCAUCUUGCUCCUACCAUCUCCACUGCUCUCCUCAGCUACCCUACGACUACUCUCUGCGAGCAUCCCUCGUACACCCUGUCGGUCCCGACUCUUACCGCUACCUCGGCUUCCGCCUCCAUCACUGGCACUGCUUCUGCUUCUGAGUCCGGAUCCGGCUCUGCCUCUAUCACUGCUACUGGCUCCGGCUCUGCUUCCGCUUCCGGCUCUGCCAGUGCUCCCGGAUCUGGUUCCGCUAGCGGCUCUGGUUCUGCCACUGCCCCCGGCUCUGAAUCUGGAAGCGCCACUGGUUCCGGCUCCGAGUCCGCUACUGCCACCGCUCCUGGUUUCCCCAUUGGUACUGGCUCUGUCACUUCUGCUACCUCUGCUACCCUACCGGUCUCUUCUGCCAUCCCUACCGAUGGCUCUAUCACCUCGACCGUCACCAACACCCAGACUUUCACCAUCACUCAGUGUGCUGCUUCCGUGCCUAACUGCCCCGCUGGUUACGCUACCACUGCUACUCUCAUCCACACUACCGUCUACACGACCGUGUGUCCUGCUACCCAGACUGGUGCUAUCACUGCUCCCCCGCCGAAGCCCACUCACAGCAAGUCUGCCACUCCUGUGACCUUCACCAAGACUAUCGUGACUCUUGUCCCUUGCUCCGAGGCCUCGACUUUCACUCCCCCCACCAACAUCCCUACUGCUCCUUACCCCACCGGUGGCAAGGCUGUUCCCAGCACUAUCACUGGUCCCAGCGGUCCUUCUCAGAGCAGCCCUGCUGGUGCUCCUUCUGCCAGCUACCCCGCUAGCUCCGGCUUUGGCUCCGUUACCGUCCCCGGUGGCAAGCCCCCCGGAACCUACCCUCCCGGUGGUAACUCUAACACUGUCCCUACUGGUACUGCCAGCAGUGUUCCCGGUGGCCCUGUUUACCCUACUGGUGGCUCACCUUCUGGCCCGGCUUUCCCCACCGGCGGCUCGCCUUCUGGCCCUGCUUUCCCUACUGGUGGAUCGCCUUCCAGCCCCGCCACCCCGACCGUUGUGCCUCCUUACCCCACUGGCCCCAUCGGCGGUGGUUCCAACAACACUGUGCCCGCCGUUGCUCCUACGUCUCCCCAGACUUUCAGCACCUAUGUGCCCACCUACGCGCCCAGCGCCAGCCCGGUCAACCCGGCGUCCUCUGGAUACCCCACCAUUCCGGGUGAGACCCCCAUCCCGACUGCCGGUGCCGCCAAGGUUGGCAGCGGUAUCGCUCUCGCCGCCGCCGGUGCUUUCUUCGCCCUUCUAUAAGGGAUGAAGUAAAAUAUAUAUAUAAGGAUGUAGUUAGAAUAAGGGGAAGGUCUUCUAAUAUGUAAUGUUUCAUUGGAAAGCAAGCGUUAAACGUGUUAUCAUAGCUUGGGUAUAUAUACAUUGUACCAUUUAUGUUCAUGACAGCUUGUAGAUUUAAAGAAUCUUGGCCGUUUACUGUUUUUGUGUUACUGCGUGAUAUGAUCUGUGUUAAUAUUUAUCUAUCUACUUGGUGCUUAUGUCGUGAUGAGUGGUUAUUAAGGCGACUUAUAUCAA
Molecule: messenger RNA, 2753 nt
Organism: Daldinia vernicosa
Lineage: Eukaryota; Fungi; Ascomycota; Sordariomycetes; Xylariales; Hypoxylaceae
Exons: 2
Coding region: 330-2480 (716 amino acids)
Source: RefSeq, a predicted model, not a curated record